CGUGAUGUUUGCGAGUUGCGGACGAUUACUGUGUAAUCGGAGCAGGUGAGUACCAAAGACCACGCCGUCUGAAAAUGACACGUCCGGCAGCUGCAAACAUCGGUGUUUGCCUGAGGUGAUAAAAAGUUGCCAGCACAGCAGAAAAGUGGUCGGUGGAGACCGGGGGCAGAACUCUCCAGCCAUAAAAAUCCACUGGCGCCUCAGUCCCCCGCUCACUGGCACCAUGAGGGCAUUCAUCUUGGCCCUGCUAGUCUCCCUGGCGGGGAGCGAGAAGUACCCCGUGGAGCCAGAAUUUAGCAGCAGCAAGACCUACGUGUACAGUUACGAAGGACAGCUCCUCAGUGGGUUGCCAGACAGAGAUCUGGCGAGAGCUGGGUUGAAAAUCUCGUGCAAAGUGGAGAUUAGCGGAGCAUCAGAGAAGGCACACUACCUCAAGAUCCGAUCUCCACAAGUAGACGAAUACAACGGCUACUGGCCCCAAGAUGCCUUCGUUCACUCUUCCAAGCUCACCCGUAUCCUCGCUUCCCACCUGAACGCGCCCAUCAAAUUCGAAUAUGUCAAAGGGAGGGUCGGAGCCAUUUUUGCCCCGGAGGACAUGUCCGACACCGUUGUGAACAUACUGAGAGGAAUCCUCCAAAUGUUGCACUUGACCAUCAAGAAAACCCAGUCGGUGUAUGACCUGCAGGAGAUGGGGAUCGGAGGACUCUGUCACACCAGAUACAUCAUCCAGGAAGACAAGAAGGAAGAGAGCAUCACCAUCAGCAAGACCAAGGACCUCAACAGUUGCCAAGACAAGGUGGUGAAGAGCAGCGGGAUGGCUUACAAGUUCACCUGCCCUUUCUGCGACAAGAGAGACAAGACCACGAAAGGGACGGCCUCGUACACGUACAAGAUGAAAUACGCGGAAGCGGGCGCCUUGAUCACCCAAGUUAAGGCUCAGCAGGUGUAUCAGACGGCUCCCUUCAACGAACUCAACGGCGUUGCCGUCGCUGAAUCCAAGCAAGUAUUUACUCUGCUUGAAAUUAAAAGCAAACAGACCCCGCCGGAAAUACACCUGCGGAAUCACGGAAACAUCCGGUACCAUUUCCCUAAAGAGAUGCAACAGAUGCCGAUGCAGAUAAUAAAGUUAAAAAAUCCCGAAGACCGGAUCUUGGAGACCCUGAAAUAUUUAGUACAGGCCAAUCAGCACGAUAUCAAGGAAGACGCCCCAACCAAAUUCCUCGAGCUCACCCUGCUUUGCCGGGCAUCGACUUUCGAAGGUCUGGACGCUGUCUGGAAGCAGUACGAGGGGAAGAGCCACUACAGGCGAUGGCUGCUGAGUGCCAUUUCCAUGGCCGGCUCUUUUGACUCGUUCAAGUUCCUGAAAAAAAAGAUUCACGGGGAGGAGACCCACUUCACGGAAACAGCUGCCAUCCUCUCGCUGGUCUUCCAUUCUAUCAGACUCGAAGAGAAACUGAUACCUGAGGUCAUCGAUCUAGUGACCAGCUCGCGGAUUAAGAAAGACGCCACAUUCCUCCAAAUUGCACUCCUGGGAUACGGUUCCUUCGUGUACAGAUACUGCGCCGCCUCUUCCACCUGUCCGAAUGCCGUUCUUCAGGUCCUCCACGACUUUGCGGCCGAGGCGCUUAGCAAAGGCCACGAGGAAGAGAUGGCCAUCGCCCUGAAGGCCCUGGGCAACGCCGGCCAGCCGGCCAGCAUGAAGCGCAUCCAGAAAUUCCUGCCGGGAUUUUCAUCCACUGCUUCUGAUCUCCCCGUCAGGAUUCAGGCGGAAGCCGUGAUGGCGUUCAGAAAAAUGGCUUGGAAGGAUCCCAAAAAAGUGCAGGAUGUCCUUCUUCAGGUGUACGUAGACCGCUCGAUCCACCCCAACGUCCGGAUGGCGGCCUGUGUGAUCCUGUUCGAAACCAAGCCGGGCCUGACUCUGGUCAUGAUCAUAGCCAGUUCGGUGCAAAAAGAGACCAGCUUGCAAGUGGCCAGUUUCACUUAUUCGCACAUGAAGGUGCUGUCCAAGAGCACGAUCCCGGAGUUUGCCAACGUCACCACUGCCUGUGGAAUCGCCAUCAAAUUCCUCAACCCCAAGCUGGACUAUCUGAGCUACCGCUAUAGCAAGGCUUUGCGCUUUGAAAAAUACGUAGAUCCAUAUCGAGCUGCUGCAAUCGGAAGUGUCUACUUGAUGAACAGUCCAAAGACUAUGUUUCCAGAAACUAUAAUUUCCAAAUUCAGAACCCACUAUGCAUGUUCGAUAACUGAUUUUUUCGAGUUUAGCAUCCGGACUCAAGGCCUGACUGAUGUUCUCUGGAAACAAAACACCCCAUUUGCUGACUUUUCCAUGACCAAGAAGAUCAAAGAACUUGUGAAAACUUUAUUUGGAUGGAAGGCAUUACCUUCUGAGAAACCCCUGAUCUCAGCUGACAUCAAAGUAUUUGGUCAAGAGCGGUUCUUUCUCGAUAUCAACAAGGACCUUAUUCAGAAGGCACUGAAGGUAUUCUUCGAACCGGUAGAGAGGCACGGCGCGAUGAAGAAAGUCGUCACCCAGCUCCAGAAUGGCGUUUCCACACAGUGGACCCAACCGAUGUUGAUGGAGGAAGUCAACUACAUUGUACCCAGCCUCCUGGGUCUCCCGCUCGACCUUAGUUUUUACUCGACCGGCUUUGUUCACGCUUCGGCGUCGGUUGGCAUGAAGAUGUCACCCCCUAUGUCCAACAACUUCCGGGUUUCACAGCUGUUUGAGUCUGUUAUUCAAGCUCAAGCUGACAUUGGUCCAAGCGUGUACUUGCACACGGUGGCGACCAUGACGGUGAACACACCCCUCUUCCAGUCCGGCAUCGAGUUCCACACCGAGUUCCAGGCGACUUCCCCGGUGAAAUUUGACGCCAAGCUGCACAUGAAAUCCAAAAGUUUCAAGUUUGAAACGAGCCCGUCUCAUAAAGAAACCGAGCUGACAAAGUUUAGGUCUAUAGCUUACGCCGUCUCCAGAAACGUCGACGAGCCGGACGUGGAGAAGAAGACACCAGUCGUACCUCCGGAUGUCCCGAACGACAUGGAAAAGGUCUAUUUUAAAUCAACUGAAUUAACUUCAAGAGAAAACCCCAUGAUGCCGAGGCCGGCUUACGGAAUGAUGCCGAAGAAACAUCCCCACAUGCCUAAAAGACAUCAUCACACUUUAUCUGGAAAACAAUCCACACAGACCUUUUGUGUCAAAGUAUAUCCUUUUGGAUAUCAGAUCUGCUUUUCCAUCAAAUCCUCCAGUGCCUCAUUCAUCAGUCCUGCCCUUCUUUACAAAGUCAUCGGAGAACAUGCCUUUAAAGUGGUUGUGAAACCAGUUUCUGCAGCUAAUACAAUUGACAAGAUCCAGUUGGAGAUUCAGACAGGGCCCAAAGCGGCUUCGAAAAUUAUCCGCACCGUAACUGCUGGGGACGCGGAUGUUGACGAUCGCAAACACGAGGAUGGUGACGGCAGUGAUGAAGACAUCUCGCACGAUGAGGCCGUGCAACUGAAAUUGAAAAAGAUCCUAGGAAUCGAUAAAGUUUUUCAGGUUAAGAAGAAAAACGGAACUAAGUGGAAGUUUCCCAAGAAGGUUUCACCGAAGAAGAUCAAGGCCAUCGCUGCCAUCCAAACCGAAGCGGGCCUAAAGAUUCACUCCAAGUCGUCCUCCGCCUCGUCGAUGACCUCUUCCAAGACCUCUUCUCUGACUUCGUCCUCGUCCCCCUCCGUCGCCGGCCGGGACAGGCACAGAGGUGAAAAGGACAAGUCCAAGAGGUCUAAGCACCACCAUAAAAGCAGCAGCAGCAGCAGCAGCAGCAGCGGAGACAUGGGUGAGAAGAAAAAGAGCGGCGGAAGCAGUAUUAGCAGUAACGUCAACAGCAGCAACAGCAGCAGCAGCAGCAGCAAAAGCAGCAGCAGCAGCAAGGAUCACAGCAGCAGCAAAAGCAGCAGUAGCAAGGGAAGCAGUAGCAGCAAAAGCAGCAGCAGCAAGGGAAGCAGCAGCAGCAAAAGCAGCAGCAGCAGCAGCAAGGGAAGCAGCAGCAGCAAAAGCAGCAGCAGCAAGGAUCACAGCAGCAGCAAAAGCAGCAGCAGCGAGGGAAGCAGCAGCAGCAAAAGCAGCAGCAGCAAGGGAAGCAGCAGCAGCAAAAGCAGCAGCAAAAGCAGCAGCAAAAGCAGCAGCAGCAAGGGAAGCAACAGCAGCAGCAACAGCAAAAGCAGCCACAGCAAAAGCAGCAGCAGCAAAAGCAGCCACAGCAAAAGCAGCAGCAGCAGCAGCAAAAACAGCAGCAGCAAAAACAGCAGCAGCAGCAGUAGCGAGAGCAACCAUUUGGGAAGGAAACACAAUGCAAGAAGGCCUGAAAAGGCACUGGUGUUUGACAAGACUCAUCACCACAAAAACAACAGCAGCAGCAGCAGCAGCAGCAGCAGCAGUAGCAGCAGCAGCAGCAGCAAAAACAACAGCAGCAGCAGCAGCAGCAGCAGCAGUAGCAGCAGCAGCAGCAGCAACAGCAACAGCAGCAGCAGCAGCAGCAGCAGCAGCAGCGAGAGCAAGGAGAAAGGGGGACCCCUGGAGAUUUACCAGUACAAAUUCAAAUCUGCACACAAGCAAGAGGUUCCAAAGAAGAUGAGUGGGGAAAGCAUGGGCGGUAAAAAGAGUAGCCAUGGCAGUAACAGCAGCAAGAGCAGCAGCCGCAGCAGCAAGAGCAGCAAGAGCAGCAGCAAGAGCAGUAGCCACAGCAGUAGCCGCAGCAGCAGCAGCAACGGCAGCAGCAGCAGUAGCCACAGCAGCAGUAGCCACAGCAGCCAUAGCAGCAGCAGCAGCAGCAGCAGCAGCAGCCAUUCUAGUUCUGCUUCUUCAGAAGGCAGCAACCAAGAAAAAUCUCAGCCUAAAUUCCUGGGAGACAGUCAUCCCCCAGCCGUGGCCGCCGUCUUCCGCGCUUUCCGAAGCGACAAGAAGCAGGCUGGUUACCAGUUUAUGAUGUACACAGACACACACUCCUCCAGACCCAGGAUGCAGUUAUUUUUCUCCAGCAUCUCCGCCACCAGCAAGUGGAAGUUCUGUGCCGAUGCUUUAGUUGUUAACACCCACAAGGCAGCGGCGUCUCUGAAGUGGGGUCAGAACUGCCGGCAGUAUAAAGUGGCUACCAAGGUUGUGACCGGCCGGUUUGCUGACCACCCCGCUCUGCAAGUCAAAGCAGAGUGGCCCAAAGUCUCCUCACAGAUCCGAAAGGCUGCAAACUGGUUUUACCCAUUCUUUCCAGGAUUAGCGUACAUGUUUGGAUUCUACGGGAAAGAAUGGAAAAACCCGUCUCGACAGGCCACUUUUGUGGUGUCUGCAACUUCCGCGAGAACGUCCGCUGUUGUGAUCAAACUUCCUGACUUCACUAUUUAUGACAGAGCCAUUUGGCUCCCAUUCUCAGUCCCUGUAGGACCGCACGUUUCACCUUCCACUCAGCCACCAGCUCCCUGGAACUUCUUCUCUGAAGCCUCGUCGUUAUUCGUAGAGAACCUUAAAGCUCGCUGUUAUGCCGAAGGAAAUAAUAUCACCACCUUCAAUGGAAUUAACUACAACUACGAGAUGCUUGCAAAGUGCUACCAUGUCUUAGCCCAGGACGGCAGCCAGGAUCCAAAAUUCAUGGUGAUGAUAAAGAAAGUGGAAGAAUCGACCGACGGCAAGGCCAUCAGCGUCAAACUGGGCAAUCAUGACAUUGACAUGUAUCCCAAAGAAGGCCACCUCAAACUGAAAAUUAAUGGUUUAGAAACCCAGGUGGAGAAACUCCCAUAUGAAUCCAGUUCUGAACCAACCGUACUCAUUGAGAAGGAGAAAAAUGGCGUAACCCUCAUUGCUCCAGCAUAUGGCAUCGACAGACUUUUCUACGACGGAAAGGCCUGCAAGGUUCAAGUGUCACUGUGGAUGAUUGGAAAGACCCAAGGCAUGUGUGGCAGCUGCGACGCUGAACAUAACCUGGAAUUCCAAAUGCCCAAUGGCCAGCUAGCUAAAAAUGCAGUGAGUUUUGCCCAGUCUUGGAUUUUAGCAGAAGAUUCCUGUGAUUCGGCUUGUGCCCUGCAGCGCAAAGUCAUGAAAAUUGAGAAACGUGUUGGAUAUGAAAGACGGGCCUCCACCUGCCUGUCCAUCCACCCCGUCUUGACGUGUCGAGAGGGAUGCUCACCCACCAGAACUGCCCCCUUCGCCGUCGGUUUCCACUGUCUGACAGCUGGAUCCGCUUCUGCUCUCCCUGACGAGCACAGUAACUUGGACCAGAAAUCCGAAGAUUUGGUAGAAACCGUCGAUGCCCACGCGACGUGCGCCUGUAGUAAACUACAGUGUGCCGCGUGAAACUACACGUUGCUCGAUUCCCGGAACGUUGUUUGGAGUUCAGGAUUUUUUGAACUGGGCGGUAACCGACGCAGUUCGGUAUUCGGCAACGGGAAGACAGUACUGACUCUUCUAAUUUAUAAUCUUCCAAGGUGUGGCUGUAGCGGGAGAUUUUGGAAAUGUUUUUAGGUUUGUCCGAGGCUAGAAUAAAUCUUUCCGUUUAAUAA
Molecule: messenger RNA, 6525 nt
Organism: Ornithorhynchus anatinus (platypus)
Lineage: Eukaryota; Metazoa; Chordata; Mammalia; Monotremata; Ornithorhynchidae
Product: vitellogenin-2-like
Exons: 36
Coding region: 224-6319 (2031 amino acids)
Biological process (GO): lipid transport
Molecular function (GO): lipid carrier activity
Source: RefSeq, a predicted model, not a curated record